Molecule: messenger RNA, 1260 nt
Organism: Panicum virgatum (switchgrass)
Lineage: Eukaryota; Viridiplantae; Streptophyta; Magnoliopsida; Poales; Poaceae
Exons: 3
Coding region: 1-1032 (343 amino acids)
Source: RefSeq, a predicted model, not a curated record
AUGUGGCAGCAGGCGCCACCACCAAAUGAGGCUGCGACGACCCGGGCUAGAGCAGCUGCGUUCACGAGCAUGAGUAGCGCCGGCUGCCGGGCAGAGCAGCGCUCGGCGCUGGAUCUAGAGGAUUGCGUGAACACUGUGACGGGCUACCUGAAAUCCAUUGAGCCCCUGAAUGGCACCAACUAUCCAAGCUGGUAUAAAGAUGUUCAGGUGGCCAUUGCUGUGUGCGAGUAUGAUCUCGCCUUACGUCAAAACAAGCCAGCAGAGCCCGCUGAUCCCAAUGGUGAUCGUACUGCCAUUGAGAAGUGGGAGAGAUCAGACAGGAUGGCCAACAUGAUCAUUAAGAACACGAUCACACCGGCCAUCUGUGGUGCUAUUCCUGAUAAGGACCAGGAUGGUAAUGAGCUGAGCGCCAAGGCAUACCUUGCCAAGGUGGAGGAGAACUUUAAGAGUUCUUCCAAGACUUAUGCUAGCACCCUGAUCAUGAAGAUGCUGACUUCACAGUAUGAUGGGCAAAGUGGAAUCAGGGAGCACAUUAUGAGCAUGUGUGACAUGGCAAAUAAGCUGAAGACACUGGAUAUGGCUAUCUCUGAUGGUUUUCUGGUGCACUUCAUCAUGACUUCUCUGCCAGCACAGUACAAUCCCUUCAAAAUAAGCUACAACACUCAGAAGGCGACUUGGAGCAUGGCUGAGCUCAUUAGCUACUGUGUUGAGGAAGAAGAAAGGCAGAAAGCUGAAAGGAUGAAGGAUGCUGUCAACAUGGUCAGCGAGCGCUUUGGGCGUGUUAGCAUGAGCAACACUCCUAAGCAUCAGGCUGAGUCUGGCAGCAGCAGGCAGCAUAAGAGAAAGUUUAAGGGCCAUAAGAGCAAGGCCGUGUCACAUAAGAAGACCUCUAAUGAGAGGCUGUGCAAGUUCUGCAAGUCACCUAAACAUGAGCAGAAGGAUUGCCAUGGAUUUAAGGAGUGGCUUAAGAACAAAGGUAUUCAGUUCGAUCCGAACUAUAAGAGAGGGGGAGCGAAGUCUAAGAGUGGCUGAUGGCAAUGAAGUGAAGGUUGAAGGCAUUGGGAGCUUCAAUUUGGAGUUACCAGGCGGCUUCAACCUUAGUUUGCAUGAUGUUCUUUAUGUUCCCAGUUUGAAGAGAAACCUUAUUUCUGUUUCACGUUUAGAUAAGUCGGGACAUAUUUGUGAGUUUGGCAACUCAGUGUGCAACAUUAAAUUUCAUAAUUUAAGUGUGGGCCUUGGUCAUUUGCAAGGCGAUCUUUA